Entelurus aequoreus (snake pipefish) is the source of this 3858-nucleotide messenger RNA. RefSeq names its product T-box transcription factor TBX2b-like. Gene Ontology annotation, molecular function: RNA polymerase II cis-regulatory region sequence-specific DNA binding; DNA-binding transcription factor activity, RNA polymerase II-specific. Gene Ontology annotation, biological process: positive regulation of DNA-templated transcription; regulation of transcription by RNA polymerase II; cell fate specification. NCBI's taxonomy places the organism in Eukaryota, Metazoa, Chordata, Actinopteri, Syngnathiformes, Syngnathidae. The record is from RefSeq and is a predicted model, not a curated record. Gene Ontology annotation, cellular component: nucleus. The coding region runs from base 334 to 2109 and encodes 591 amino acids. The transcript has 7 exons.
UAGGGCAUGUGUAUGAACAUCUUUAAAAAAACACAUUUUUAUUGCCAAUCAGCAUAAAUAAUGUAUAUUCCAUGUGAGUGUAAAAAGCGCCCUCAAGCUGUUAAACUCCGCCCACUUCUGCACUGACAGCUGAAGUGCAGCAGAACUUCACUUUCUGCAGCUAUUUUAGUGUUUGCUUCAUUGUCCUGUUCUCAGUGAAGCUUAUUUGGUGUCGAUCAACUUGUGGAGGAUUUUUAUUUGUUUUUUGGUCUUUUGGAUAUGAGCGAGCGUGCAUAUCCUGGGUACGGUGGACUGAACUAUUCCUGCUCAGUUUGAUGGAGAAACAGUUCUUGCAUGCUCGCCAUGGCUUAUUACCCUUUCCAAGCUCAACGAGGAGCAGGUGCCUUGCCCUUGCCUGCCUUACUGGCAGCCGCACAGCCUUCCUUCCACCCCGCGCUUUGUGUCCCGGAUGCGGCGUCCCGCUCGGCGGCUGAGCGGCAGCCGGCGGGCUCCGAGGCGGGGCUGCACGCUGCCCUGAGCCGGCAGCACCACCAGGGCACCCCGCUGCGCACCUUCAAGAACCUGCAGCUUGUGGAUGGGCUGAGUGACGACCCGAAAGUUACUCUAGAAUCCAAGGAUUUAUGGAACCAGUUUCACAAAAUGGGAACGGAGAUGGUUAUUACUAAAUCAGGAAGGAGGAUGUUCCCCGCUUUCAAAGUAAAGGUUGAUGGCCUUGACAAAACAUCUAAAUAUAUCCUGCUGAUGGACAUCGUCUCUGUUGAUGACUUCCGUUACAAGUUUCACAACUCCCGCUGGAUAGUAGCUGGAAAAGCAGACCCGGAGAUGCCAAAGCGCAUGUACAUUCAUCCUGACAGUCCAUCCAAGGGAGAGCAAUGGAUGAGCAAGCCCGUUGCAUUCCAUAAACUCAAACUCACCAACAAUAUAUCGGAUAAGCACGGAUUUACAAUUUUGAAUUCAAUGCAUAAAUACCAGCCCAGGUUCCAUAUUGUGAGAGCCAACGACAUCAUGAAACUUCCAUACAGCACCUUCCUGACUUACGUUUUCCCAGAGACUGAGUUUAUUGCUGUCACUGCUUACCAAAACGAGAAGAUCACGCAGCUAAAAAUUGACAACAACCCUUUUGCCAAAGGAUUCAGGGACACAGGCAAUGGAAGACGAGAAAAAAGGAACAAUCCUCUAAACAUAUCCCCACUGCAUGAGAACAAAGCAGACUGUGCUGAUUCGGACGACUCUUGGGACCAGCCCAGUACCAGCGACGCGUUUUAUUCUCCUCAGCAAUCUUGGGCUGUGACAUCCAUACCAAACUGUCAAGAUGAUAACACAGGAAGCGAUUCAGAUAUCGAUCUGCAAGGUGAGGAUAUCGGUGAAGCCGGUGGCUCUUGGGUCGAAUCCUCGUCUCCGCUGAGUAUUAAGAGGGACGUGAAGGAUCCGCCAACGUCUGCUGAGAAUUUCUUGGCGGAGCUAAAUCCUUCACAAGGCUACAGGAGUAAAAUCAAAGAUGGCCUGAAACAACUGCCUCUUCUCUCAAUGGAAACACAAAGCUCAUCAUCACAGAGUACAGGACAUCUACAGACUGAGGUGCUCUCAAACAGCCAUCUUGGGCCACCUUUGCUGUUUCACCCAGGACAGUUGUCUCUGAAGACAGGGGCUUUUCACCCUUUGGGACAUCUGUUUUCCUCUUUCUCAGGAUUAAACGAGCCAGAACACAGAGGGGUAUCUCAAAGCCUCGCAUCUCCAUCGCCAUUCAUGUUUCACCUAGCUCAGGGAAUUUCACUCCCACCCUUUGGAGGGUUGCUGUCAUACCCAUGGAGCUACAUGGCAUCAUCACCAGCUGCAAUGACCGCAACACUCCCGACUGGUUCCACAACCUCAUCGUUUUUAAGAAACCGCUCUUUUCACAACACACUUCCGUGGUUGCGGUUCAGCCCUUAUCAGAUACCAGCCGCUGCCGGAUCGAGCCAAAAACCCCCGCCAGCGAGUUCUACCUCGACUAAAUCCGAACGGUCCAAACCGUACAGCCGAGAGUCCAGUCCAGUGUCAGACAGUCACAACCAUAACAAGGCUGGAAACCAGCAGACUGCUCCACUUGAUAUCAAAGCUUCCUCUUAGGAACUCCAAAACAUACACAAAGCUGUACUUGAUAAAUUAAUUUCACCACUGCUAUGAACAUUUAUUAAUGUUCAUCCGUAUGUGUUGCAUAUUCCACUGACAACCACAACAUACCGCAUAUUAUGUCAGAAGGUCAGUUCAACGUAAAAAGCACUGUGCAUAACAAACACGCCAGUCUAUUCAUAAAUACAUUUACUUGUGUUUCAUUUACAUGCCUGCUGCCUUGACUUUAAAGCAUCUGUAGGAUUGUCUUGCCCACACUGAAAAGCAUCCUUGAGGUUAAAGUCAAGGUAUCUGAGGUAAAAGGUUAAUUCAGUCCAUCUUCCUUUUUACUACUCACAUACUGGUAUGUACAAUAGCAGCCUCCUUCAGCUUUAUUUACUAUUGUAUUGAUCCAUAUAAGUAUUUUUUUCCCUCAAGUCUUAAAACCAUGGGUCGUCUUAUAUUUGGGGGUCUAGAGAUGUAUACAGUAGUACCUCAACUUAAGAGCUUAAUUCGUUUUGUGACAGGGCUCUUAACUCAAAACACUUGUAUCCAAAAUCCACCUAUUCUAUUAAAAUUAAUUUGAAUUAUUUUCCUUUAUAAAUUAAUGUAAUAAUAAUAUACAGCAUUUAGAAUCAGAAUCAGAAUCAGAAUCAGAAUCAGAAUAGUUUUAUUUACCUUGGAGUGUGGACUUUUACGUUAUUUCCUUCCAGUCAAACACACCAUCAGCAGGUUUCAAUAAUUUAUUGCAUAAAUGUCUGCCGGUCAGAUAUUAUUUAACAUUCUUGGCUGGUGUUAGACUCAAUCUGCUUCAGUAUGUCGCAGACUAGCAAUGAUACGCUUAAAUUGUUUCACCAAGUUGGCAAAACUGUGUCUUAUUUAUUUGAAUAUGAUCCACUUUUCAACUCUGUCCUUCACUCUCACUUUCUUAUUUCCUGUGGUUAGAAAGAAAAACAACUUAGGUCUAUCCUCACAUUUUACAGAUUUGUGACAUUUGCUACACCAACUCAUAGCAGGGAUGCUAAUUAAAAAAAAAGUUUUUAAACUAAAGCAUAAUAAAUAGCAGAGAGACAGCUUUUAAGUUGAGGUAUCACUGUAUGAACAGUUAUUUAAAAACAAAAUAGAAGUUAUCGAAUAUUCAGGGCAAGUCGGUAUUUGUUUUAAUAUCUGACAAGGAUCAGCAGCCAAUGUUUUUUUGUUCUUUUCAGGCUUCAAUUAUUUUAAACCUCCUGUCUAAAAUGUUGGAAGUAAAGCAUAGUUCAAACUUCUAUUUGUAUGUUACAGUUUUCAAAUAGUAAUUUCAAAGUCAAAUGACCUAUCUUAGAUUUCAUUUAUCGACUUUGUUCAAACCUCCAGGUAGUUUUUCUUUACUCAAAAACCUGGCUGAGGGUGGAUUUAAUGAUACCUGGAGAAAAGUUCACUUGUUUCUAUUUCUAAUUGAUGUAAUUUCCAUUUGCGACGACUAUUCACAUCAUCUUGUGUGACAGUAAUAUUGCUAUUUAGUCCUGCCAAUUAAAUGUCGAUUUAAUGUGUCAUGCUCACAAGAUGCAGGUUUUCCUAAUAUGUUGUACAAUCAUGUAAAUAUGAUCUGUUCUUUAAUUUCACAUAUUGUUAUGACAAACACUUCAAGCGGCCAUUGCUAAAACUGCCAAAGAAUUGUAAGAACACUUGUACACAUUGUUUUACUGUAGCCAAGCAGCACUGUGCACUCAAAGGCAAAACUCAGGAUACUUUUUGUGAGUUUGUGUGUUUCACUAAUAAAAAGAA